Molecule: messenger RNA, 1457 nt
Organism: Rosa rugosa (rugosa rose)
Lineage: Eukaryota; Viridiplantae; Streptophyta; Magnoliopsida; Rosales; Rosaceae
Product: 4-hydroxybenzoate polyprenyltransferase, mitochondrial-like
Exons: 6
Coding region: 403-1440 (345 amino acids)
Biological process (GO): ubiquinone biosynthetic process
Cellular component (GO): mitochondrial inner membrane
Molecular function (GO): prenyltransferase activity
Source: RefSeq, a predicted model, not a curated record
AAAAGACUGGUGAUUUUUCUCUUCCCCUGCAAAACCCCCAGAAAACCCUGCAAUUGGCCCACGCCCCUUCUUCUCCUUUCUCCUUCGCUCACCUUCUCCAUUGUCUUGCUUACCACGAAGAAACCCACUCACCCUCUGAACCAGUCAACCCCCAAAUUCCAAAUCCCAACUCAAAUCCAAGUACGGAGAAAUUGAGCGACUCAUAAAAAAAUGGCUACUUUUCUAUUCAGUUCAAAUCCAUUAUAUACGAGGGUGAGCAUGAUAUUUAGAAUACCCAUCAGCUAACCCACCUGUCACUCCAAUUCUGACUUCCCAUUCCUCCAUUGCCAUGCUAAAUCAUAGCCUAGUUUGGAAGCCAGUCUCUCAACUUGGCUGAGGGUUGCAUCCGAACCAUUCCUCAAAAUGACGUCGUUUCGGCUCUUGUCUCGGGCAUCGCGUAGGCUUCUGAAGCCUCCUUCACUCUCUCGCUCCCAUCUCUCUGCUGCAGUCUCUACCUAUCACCCAACCACCAAACCCAGCCCUAAAGAAACGCCUUUCAUCCCUUUUAAUCUCAGGCACCGUUGGAUUCCCGGUUAUCAUCUUGAUUCUGAUCUCAGGCUCGUAGCGCACAUAUCCACUUCAUCGAACAAGGACGACGACCGGGUCAGCGAUGACCCGAAAGCCCAAGCUUCUUGGAUCGACGCUUAUUUGCCCAGGCAGGCCCGCCCUUAUGCUAAGCUCGCUCGCCUCGACAAGCCCAUUGGCACCUGGUUGCUUGCUUGGCCUUGCAUGUGGUCAAUAACAUUGGCAGCAACCCCAGGACACCUUCCUGAUAUUAAGAUGCUGACACUAUUUGGAUGUGGGGCUUUGCUUUUAAGGGGCGCUGGAUGUACCGUAAAUGAUCUCCUUGAUCGGGAUAUUGACACCAUGGUGGAACGUACAAAGUUGCGGCCAGUUGCGAGUGGUCUUUUGACACCUUUUAAAGGGUUGUGUUUUCUUGGAUUUCAAUUGCUUUUGGGUCUUGGAAUUCUCCUCCAACUGAAUAAUUAUAGCCGUGUUUUGGGGGCUUCGUCUUUGUUGCUAGUUUUCUCCUAUCCUCUCAUGAAAAGGUUGACAUUCUGGCCUCAAGCAUACCUAGGUUUGACCUUUAACUGGGGAGCUUUGUUAGGAUGGGCUGCAAUUAAAGGAAGCAUUGAUCCAGCUAUAGUACUUCCAUUGUACAUUUCUGGAGUAUUUUGGACACUUGUGUAUGAUGCGAUAUAUGCGCAUCAGGAUAAAGAAGAUGAUCUGAAGGUUGGUGCCAAAUCUACCGCUUUGAGGUUUGGUGAUUCAACAAAGGAGUGGAUUACUGGGUUUGGAAUCCUGUGCAUCAGUAGUCUUGCCCUCAGUGGAUAUAAUGCCGAAAUUGGUUUUCCCAUCCUUUCUUUCUUUUUAUAUAUAAUUUAUAGGUAUAUUUUUUAAUUACUGCUAUUGGAACC